Molecule: messenger RNA, 1454 nt
Organism: Morus notabilis
Lineage: Eukaryota; Viridiplantae; Streptophyta; Magnoliopsida; Rosales; Moraceae
Product: exopolygalacturonase
Exons: 6
Coding region: 48-1349 (433 amino acids)
Biological process (GO): carbohydrate metabolic process
Molecular function (GO): polygalacturonase activity
Source: RefSeq, a predicted model, not a curated record
CUUGUUAGGCCUUCCACUGAAACUCAAGCUCCAAAAUCUUGCCCAACAUGGCAAUUACCCUUACAAAGGGUAACAUGAGCCUUGGCUUGGGCAUUAAAUUGCUUAUAAUUCUGUCUUUCUUCUGUUUAGAAGGUGUUUGUGUUAGAGGAAGAGAUUUGUCAAGAACAUCAGCUUCCAAAUUACAAGGAACAAAACUUAUGCGUGGUGAGGCAUUUGGGAGCUUUAAUGCAUUCAAUGUCCGGAGCUUUGGUGCUCAAGCCGACGGCCGAACCGAUGAUAGCCAAGCUUUCAUAGAAGCAUGGAAGGAGGCAUGUGAAUCCACUGGCAGAGUAAGCCUUGUGAUACCGAGAGGGACGUACUUGAUUGGUCCCGUUAAGUUCGAUGGCCCCUGUGAAAAUGUGUCGUCUCUUACUGUUCAGAUGGAGGGUUAUUUGAAGGCUUCAAUGGACUUGUUCAAGUAUGAAUCCGGUGGUGGUUGGGUCGAAUUUAGAUGGCUGAAGGGGCUAAUCUUGACUGGAGGUGGGACUUUUGAUGGCCAAGGUGCUCAAGCCUGGCCUUACAACAAUUGCCUUAAAGACUCCAAUUGUAGAAUCCUCCCAACUAGUGUGAAAUUUAUGGGAGUGAACAACACUUUAGUUCAAGAUAUAACUUCAAUAAACAGCAAGUUCUUUCACAUGGCACUUGUGGAGUGCCACAACUUUAGAGGUACUAAAAUCAAGAUCACGGCUCCAGAAGAUAGUCCCAACACCGAUGGAAUCCAUGUCGAGCGGAGCUCUAGAGUUUUUCUUUCUAGUUCGCGUAUUGCCACCGGAGACGAUUGCAUAUCAAUUGGGCAAGGAAAUUCUCAUAUCACCAUUACAAGCAUCCAUUGCGGACCCGGCCAUGGCAUUAGUGUUGGAAGUUUGGGAAAGUAUAGGGAUGAAGAAGACGUAAGUGGACUUGUAGUCAGAAAUUGCUACAUGAAAGAGACAACAAACGGGAUUAGAAUCAAGACAUGGCCCAACUCUCCGGGCAGCAGUGCAGCUACCAACAUGACGUUUGCUAAUAUUGUCAUGAACAAUGUGAGCAACCCCAUCAUAAUUGAUCAGUCAUAUUGUCCAUCUUCAUCUUGUUCUUCCAAGGCACCAUCAAGAGUGAAGUUGAGUGAUAUACACUUCAAGAACAUAAGAGGGACAUCAUCGUCUGAGGUGGCAGUGAAUCUGGAAUGUAGCAAAGGGAUUCCAUGCCAGAAUAUUUACCUUGAAGAUGUUCAUUUGAAUCCGUCAUCAGGGGAUAAACGUUCCAUUUCCUUUUGCAGCAAUGUUAGAGCUAAAUUUAUUGGCACCCAAAUUCCACCCCCAUGUUCCUAGUUGUUCUCGUAAUGAUUAGUACGCCUUUUUUAAAAAUUUUGUUUUGGACAUUCUUUUUUUCUUAGUUAGUUUGGUAGGGCUUGUUAUGAUGACUCGUGUACUUGA